AGCGAUCUCACUCACUUGCCACAGUGAUYAGUCUCUGUUGUGAACGCGAACGCGUACGGAUUGUUUCGAGAAACGCGCGCAAACCGGUAUACAUAAGUGUGAGAAAACUUUGUUGUUCUAUUGAAAACCAGUUUUUGUAAACAAAAGUGCGAAGAUGGCCAAAUACGUUACGGACAAAGCGCUAUUCAAUGUCAGCCUGCGUAAUGCCUGCCUGGGCAUAUCGAUAUUCUUUCUGGUCAUGCUGGUGCUGGGCGUCAUAGCGCGACCGAGUUAUUUACACAGCAGUUCUUCGCUUGUAGGAUUCAUAAUUGAGCUGCUUGCCAAUUUGGCGCUGCUUUUCGGUGUUUUGUGGAGCAACGCCUGGCUGGUCUUAGCUUGGCUUGUCGUUGCCGUGCUGUUCUUCAUACAUUGGCCCAUCGCAGUUUUGGGAGUAAUUUUCAAUUAUGGCGAUUAUCGCGCAGCUGCUUUCUUCGACAAUGUAUUUCUCAUACUCUUCGAAUAUAUACUGGCUUUGGUGAUUUUCGGCUACUGCUCAUAUCUCGUCUACUCCUACUUCCAUCAAUUGCGGAAUAGUCAGUCUGCGACACCACAUGGCGUUGUUGUGUAAAUACAUAAUAUACCUAUGUACCUAGCCAUAUAUUUUUUGGUACAUACAUAAAUGUAUAAAUGCGUUAUGAGUACAAAAUCGAAAAAAAAACCAAAAUAAGAUUUUUUUUUGUUUGUUUAAUUCUAUGGCAGCAAUGUGUGCCCACCCUAAUGCAGCAAGCAUUUUUUAUAUAUGCAUUUUUAAAUUAUUAAUAUAUGAUUAUAUAUUAUAUAACUAAUCUACUU
Molecule: messenger RNA, 831 nt
Organism: Bactrocera latifrons
Lineage: Eukaryota; Metazoa; Arthropoda; Insecta; Diptera; Tephritidae
Exons: 5
Coding region: 155-607 (150 amino acids)
Source: RefSeq, a predicted model, not a curated record